GUGAGUGACGUCUUUAUAGUUUAUACACCUGUCAAUGUUUUCAUAUUCCCCACGGGUAUUUUUGAAGAAUUCAAGAUAUUAUUUUUUUAUAUAUUCGCGACCAAACAAAACAACAGGAUUUUAUGUGAGUGCAAAUUACGUCAAAGAACGGACGAAGUAGAACAAAAUUUGGCUUAUGAGAAUCUUCUUAGAGGCAUUAUCAGCUAUAUCUGUAUCGAGAAUGAAUGAAGAAUACAAUUUUCAAUUGAUCUCUUGAAUUUGUGUCGAUUUCACAUUCCCGCUCCUUUGGGACGUUGAUGUUUUCGCCAUUGGUGUGACGUCAUUGCGUGGGGUACGACAUUUAUCACACGUUUAACCAAGACAAAAGUAAUGAUUAUUGGAUCGACGCACAACCUUUAAAAGGCCGACGUUGAGCAAUACGGAUUGCAUGAACUCAUGGAUUACAAGGUGAAUCUCGAAGGAAUGGUGAACAACCACGUGUUCUCUAUGGAAGCAAUGGGGAAAGGAAAUAUUUUCGCUGGAAAUCAAAUGGCCCAAAUCCGCAUCACUAAAGGUGGGCCUCUACCGUUCUCAUUUGACAUUCUCUCUGUAUGUUUCCAUUACGGCAACCGAACUUUCACCAAUUAUCCUAAAGAAAUACCCAGUUUCUUCAGGCAAUGUUUCCCAGCUGGCUUUACAAUGGAGCGAUCACUUCGGUUUGAAGAUGGCAGAAUUCUGGACGCUCGUAGUGAUAUUAGCCUGAAAGACGGAAAAUUUGUUGGCCUUGUUGAAUGCAAAGGGGAUAACUUCCCAAACGAUGGUCCUGUGAUGCAAAAAACAAUAAUUGGUUUAGAACCAUCGUUUGAAACUGCGUUUCCCAGAAAUGGUACCAUAAUUGGUGAAGUUAUUCUGUCGUUCAAGAUUGCACGUGGAAGCCAUUACACUUGUCAUAUGAAGACAAUUUACAGGUCAAAGCAACCAGUAAAGAAAUUGCCGAAGUACCAUUUUAUUCAACAUCGUUUGGAGAAAACCAACACUCUGGAUGACGGAAAAUACAUUGAGCAACACGAGACAGCUAUUGCACAAUUCUCGAGCAUUACAAAGCCUAUUGGGUCAUUAUAUUAUUGGGCCUCGUGAUUUGGGACAAAAUUCGGACCGAAACAGCACAAUAAACGUGCUUUUUGUAGCCUGCGUGGAUAGUGAAGGGCAGGGCAAAACAUUAGAUAGUAAGGGCAGAGCAGAACUUUAGAUAGUUUCAGGUGAUUACAUUCUAGAAGCACUCGCUGCAUGAUGUUAAUACGUGGAGGAUACAAAGAAAAAUCAUAGAAGUCUUGUUUGAUUGCUAUCAGUAAAAUAGUUCCGUUUUGGAGAAAAGUAACUCUUAAAUGAAAAUAUUGAAUGAAAUUGGUGCAUCCUUAGCUUUGAG
Messenger RNA from Dendronephthya gigantea, 1405 nucleotides. Its product is annotated as GFP-like non-fluorescent chromoprotein. The transcript is spliced from 6 exons. Gene Ontology annotation, biological process: bioluminescence. Bases 436 to 1116 code for a protein of 226 amino acids. The record is from RefSeq and is a predicted model, not a curated record. NCBI's taxonomy places the organism in Eukaryota, Metazoa, Cnidaria, Anthozoa, Malacalcyonacea, Nephtheidae.